Molecule: messenger RNA, 4791 nt
Organism: Panthera uncia (snow leopard)
Lineage: Eukaryota; Metazoa; Chordata; Mammalia; Carnivora; Felidae
Gene: PPP1R10
Product: protein phosphatase 1 regulatory subunit 10
Exons: 20
Coding region: 771-3638 (955 amino acids)
Cellular component (GO): nucleus
Molecular function (GO): metal ion binding
Source: RefSeq, a predicted model, not a curated record
GGGGGCCAGGAAGGAGGCGGAAGAAGGUCCCGGGGGAGGAAGGGGCUGGGCGAAGGUGAAGGAAGGAUAGCCAAUCAGCUAGCGAGUUGUCUUUCGCGUUGGCCAAUGAAUUCAUGCCUCGCGCACAAUGUCUCGCGACAAGGGCGUUUCACUAGCAUGUUUGGGCGCGUUGGGCGGCGUCCGGGUAUAAAAGACUCCGCCCGAGCAGACAGCCGCCAUUCUGGGGUUCGUUUAGAGGUUUGAAUUUUCUCGGAGAAAGACAGGCCGGCCACGAGGAAAAAAACAAGCCGCAGCAACAUCUAAGCCCUUGAAAGGAUCCUGAGAGAGGGGGGAAAGGGAAAACCGCAGCCACCAGCCCAACCACUUGUGUCUUCUGCCCCUUCCCACCUAUCUUGCCCACCCCACCAGCCCACGCUGCAUGGGACUUGCAAUCUGUGGCCGAAGGACCGUCACCACAUAACUUCAAAAAUAAUCAACCACCCACCCUUCCCAAACCCACCCAAAUUCACUCAUCCAGCGUUUACUUUUUUGAAUCCACUCAGAACUUUUUUUCUACGACCCCCCCUCCCUAAAUGGAGUUGGGUGGGGGGAAAAUGAAUACUGAGUUGGCCUUCGUUUUUUUAAGAGACUUUUUGAUCCAAUGAGGCCCCCUAAAUAAUUGAGUUUUGGGUCUUGGUUGGUUGUUUUAUUUUUUUUCUCCAAAUUUGAGCCCCCUCCCCCCCUGAGCCCGAGGUGCUGACGUCGCAAAAAAAUUGGAUAAAACCUCGAUCAUGGGUUCGGGUCCCAUAGAUCCCAAAGAGCUUCUCAAGGGCCUGGAUAGCUUCCUUAACCGAGAUGGGGAAGUCAAGAGUGUGGAUGGCAUUUCCAAGAUCUUCAGUCUUAUGAAGGAAGCACGAAAGAUGGUGAGUCGAUGCACUUACUUGAACAUUCUCCUGCAGACCCAGUCACCAGAAAUAUUGGUCAAGUUUAUUGAUGUUGGUGGCUACAAGCUUCUUAACAAUUGGCUGACCUAUUCAAAGACAACCAACAACAUUCCCCUCUUGCAGCAAAUUCUGCUGACCCUGCAGCACCUACCACUCACUGUGGACCACCUCAAGCAGAACAACACCGCCAAACUGGUGAAGCAACUGAGCAAGUCAAGUGAGGAUGAAGAGCUCCGGAAAUUGGCUUCAGUCCUUGUCAGUGACUGGAUGGCUGUCAUCCGCUCCCAGAGCAGUACCCAGCCUGCUGAGAAAGAUAAAAAAAAACGUAAAGAAGAGGGGAAGAGUCGAACCACCCCUCCUGAGCGACCCUUGACUGAGGUGAAGGCUGAGACCCGGGCUGAGGAGGCCCCAGAGAAGAAGAAGGAGAAGCCCAAGUCUCUACGAACCACAGCACCCAGUCAUGCCAAGUUCCGUUCCACUGGGCUAGAGCUGGAGACCCCAUCUUUGGUGCCUGUGAAGAAGAAUGCCAGUGCAGUGGUGGUUUCUGACAAGUACAACCUUAAACCCAUCCCCCUCAAGCGUCAGAGCACCACAGUUGCUCCAGGAGAUGCUGCCCCCCCUGCAGAGAAGAAAUACAAGCCACUGAACACCACACCCAAUGCCACCAAAGAGAUCAAAGUGAAGAUCAUCCCACCACAGCCUAUGGAGGGCCUGGGCUUUCUGGAUGCGCUCAAUUCAGCCCCUGUUCCAGGCAUCAAAAUUAAGAAGAAGAAGAAGGUGUUGUCACCUACAGCUGCCAAGCCAAGCCCAUUUGAAGGGAAAACGAGCACAGAACCAAGCACAGCCAAGCCUUCUUCCCCAGAACCAGCACCUCCUUGUGAGCCUAUGGACACAGACCGCCCAGGAACCCCAGUUCCCCCUGUUGAAGUCCCAGAGCUCAUGGAUACAGCUUCUUUAGAGCCAGGAGCACUGGAUGCAAAGCCAGUGGAGAGUCCUGGAGAUCCUAGCCAGCUGACCCGGAAAGGCAGGAAGAGGAAGACUGUGACAUGGCCUGAGGAGGGCAAACUGAGAGAAUAUUUCUAUUUUGAACUGGAUGAAACUGAACGAGUAAAUGUGAAUAAGAUCAAGGACUUUGGUGAGGCAGCUAAACGAGAGAUACUGUCAGACCGACAUGCGUUUGAGACGGCCCGUCGUCUGAGCCAUGACAAUAUGGAGGAGAAGGUGCCCUGGGUGUGCCCGCGACCCCUGGUUCUACCCUCACCUCUUGUCACCCCUGGAAGCAAUAGCCAGGAGCGAUAUAUCCAGGCUGAGAGGGAGAAAGGAAUCCUUCAGGAGCUCUUCCUGAACAAGGAAAGUCCUCAUGAGCCUGAUCCUGAGCCCUAUGAUCCUGUACCCCCGAAGCUCAUCCCCCUAGAUGAGGAGUGUUCUAUGGAUGAGACCCCAUAUAUUGAGACCCUGGAACCCGGGGGAGCUGGUGGCUCACCUGAUGGGGCAGGUGGCUCCAAGUUGCCUCCUGUCCUAGCCAAUCUCAUGGGAAGCAUGGGUGCUGGAAAGAGCCCCCAGGGUCCUGGAGGAGGGGGCAUCAAUGUCCAAGAGAUCCUCACCUCCAUCAUGGGUAGCCCAAAUAGUCAUCCCUCAGAGGAACUGCUAAAGCAACCAGACUAUUCAGACAAGAUCAAGCAGAUGCUGGUGCCACAUGGAUUAUUAGGCCCUGGUCCAAUAGCCAAUGGUUUCCCACCAGGAGGCCCUGGUGGCCCCAAGGCCAUGCAGCACUUCCCCCCUGGACCUGGGGGACCUAUGCCAGGUCCUCAUGGAGGCCCCGGUGGGCCAGUGGGUCCACGUCUCUUGGGUCCCCCACCCCCUCCACGAGGGGGUGAUCCCUUCUGGGAUGGCCCGGGUGACCCCAUGCGGGGUGGCCCAAUGCGGGGGGGUCCAGGACCAGGUCCUGGACCGUACCAUAGAGGCCGUGGUGGCCGAGGAGGAAAUGAACCUCCUCCUCCUCCUCCCUUCCGAGGGGCCAGAGGAGGUCGCUCUGGAGGAGGACCCCCAAAUGGAAGAGGGGGCCCUGGUGGGGGCAUGGUUGGAGGUGGUGGGCAUCGUCCUCAUGAAGGCCCUGGUGGGGGCAUGAGCAGCAGCAGUGGCCAUCGUCCCCAUGAAGGCCCUGGCAGUGUCAUGGGUGGUGGGCAUCGCCCCCACGAAGGCCCUGGUGGUAGCAUGGGUGGAGGUGGGGGACAUCGUCCCCAUGAAGGCCCUGGCGGUGGCAUGGGCAGUGGCAGUGGACAUCGUCCCCAUGAAGGCCCUGGCAGUGGCAUGGGCGGAGGCAGUGGACAUCGUCCCCAUGAAGGCCCUGGUGGAGGCAUGGGUGCUGGUGGCGGACAUCGCCCCCAUGAAGGCCCUGGUGGGAGCAUGGGUGGAAGCAGUGGACAUCGCCCCCAUGAAGGUCCUGGACAUGGAGGGCCCCAUGGCCACCGGCCUCAUGAUGUCCCUGGUCACCGAGGCCAUGACCAUCGCGGGCCACCGCCUCAUGAGCACCGUGGCCAUGAUGGCCCUGGCCAUGGAGGAGGGGGCCACCGAGGGCAUGAUGGAGGCCACAGCCAUGGAGGAGACAUGUCAAACCGCCCUGUUUGCCGACAUUUCAUGAUGAAGGGCAACUGCCGCUAUGAGAACAACUGUGCCUUCUACCACCCGGGUGUCAACGGGCCCCCUCUGCCCUAGGGACCACCUCCUCUGCCCCACCCACACACACCCCUGUGGACUGCAGCCUUGCUCCUUCUACCCUGUUAUGGCUUCUGUGAGGCCCACUUUUCCCCUUUCCCCAGCUGAUGAGGAGCCGGCCCCCUCAGUUCCCACCUGCUUGGGUUUCUGGGGGUUUUCGAUCACUGGUGCGUAUUGAUGUACAUAUUUUCCUCCAGUCUGGGGAGGAGAGACUGGAUACAUUCUGUACCCUGGACUGCUGAAGAGAAGACCCAGUUGGCUUCAUUUUUUGAGGAGAUUUGCCCUAUAACCCCAAAUCCCUUUCCAGUAUUGCCCUUAAUGCCUGAGAACCUAAAGCUGGUUAUCCUGGAGAACACCUCUAACUCUCCUAUUGUGGGUCCUCCACAUGCACACAGAACUGACAUGGGAUCAGCUGCACUUAUGAAAUCAUCCCAGCCAAGUUCAUUAUUCCUCAUGGGGGUGGGGAGAUGGUAAAAGGGGUAUUAUAUAUCCCACUGCACUGAGAGGGCUCAAUUAGGCUGGAUUUGAGUUCUGGAAAAUAUCAUCCCCACUUCUGCCCUGACACAGGCUUUACAUUGAGUCCUUUCUCAAGACUUUGCAACCUUCUGUGAACACCCAAGUCUGCAUCAUGGGUCUGUUAGGUUCAGUGAUGGCCAAUUCACAUCUGCAUCCAGUGGAAGUUUUAGCUGGUAUAGGUAAGGCUGCUGGUGUUGGUCCACCCUUGCCUACAACUCAUUCUGGAAACUUUGUAAAACACUUCAGUGAGACCAGCUUUUCAUCAACUUGCCCAGCACGCUGGGCCUGACAGUCACACUACAUGCACUGCCUUCAGGAGUUGGCGCACUCUUUGCCCCCACCUGGAACCUUGUUGGUGUGAGGCCUCUGGCUCCCUUGCCCUGUCAGCCACCUCUGAAUCCCACCAGGUGCCUUCCUGGGUGGGUGCAACAAGCUGACUUGCCCUUCCCCAGCCCUCUCCUUCACAUGUCUCGGCAUCAGUUGUUUUCUGUGAAAACAGUGGAUUGGUUGGCUUUUGUGCAGGGUCUUGGGUUAGAGCCACAAUGGAUUUGAGGGAUGAGUAUUUUCUUUUUUUCUUUUGGUUUUGUAUAUUUUGUACAUUAAUAAUAAACAGUGGAAAGAGAAGCAGCUUAUUUAA